Molecule: messenger RNA, 1184 nt
Organism: Haemorhous mexicanus (house finch)
Lineage: Eukaryota; Metazoa; Chordata; Aves; Passeriformes; Fringillidae
Gene: PPP2CA
Product: protein phosphatase 2 catalytic subunit alpha
Exons: 7
Coding region: 200-1129 (309 amino acids)
Biological process (GO): peptidyl-serine dephosphorylation; mitotic cell cycle
Cellular component (GO): cytosol
Molecular function (GO): protein serine/threonine phosphatase activity
Source: RefSeq, a predicted model, not a curated record
CCAUUACACGGUGCGGAGCGAGGAGCGGCAGCGCUGCUGCAGCCGGAGUGCCCCGCGCCUCCUCUCCCCGCGCCCGCCUGCCCGCCCGCCCUGACGCGUCGCGGCCGCCGCCGCUGUGGGGAGCGCGGAUCGCAGGGGCUCGCGGGGCGGUGCGGCAGCAGCAGCCGGUGAGGAGGAGGAGGGGGAGAGGGAGAGCGGGAUGGAGGAGAAGGUCUUCACCAAGGAGCUCGACCAGUGGGUGGAGCAGCUCAACGAGUGCAAGCAGCUGUCCGAGGGGCAGGUGAAGAGCCUCUGCGAGAAGGCUAAAGAAAUUUUGACAAAAGAAUCCAACGUACAAGAAGUGCGAUGUCCAGUCACAGUCUGUGGAGAUGUCCAUGGACAAUUUCACGACCUCAUGGAACUUUUCAGAAUUGGAGGCAAAUCACCAGACACGAACUAUUUGUUUAUGGGGGACUAUGUUGACAGAGGAUAUUACUCAGUCGAAACAGUCACAUUGCUUGUAGCUCUUAAGGUCCGUUACCGUGAACGAAUCACAAUUCUUCGAGGGAACCAUGAAAGCAGGCAAAUCACACAAGUUUAUGGUUUCUAUGAUGAAUGUUUAAGGAAAUACGGAAAUGCAAAUGUUUGGAAAUACUUUACAGACCUUUUUGAUUACCUGCCUCUAACUGCCUUGGUGGAUGGCCAGAUUUUUUGUCUACAUGGUGGCCUCUCUCCAUCUAUAGAUACACUGGAUCACAUCAGAGCACUUGAUCGCUUGCAGGAAGUUCCCCAUGAGGGUCCAAUGUGUGACUUGCUAUGGUCAGAUCCAGAUGAUCGUGGUGGCUGGGGAAUUUCUCCUCGAGGUGCAGGUUACACAUUUGGACAAGAUAUUUCAGAAACCUUUAACCAUGCUAAUGGCCUUACGUUGGUUUCAAGAGCUCAUCAGUUGGUAAUGGAGGGGUACAACUGGUGCCAUGAUCGGAAUGUAGUAACAAUUUUCAGUGCUCCAAACUAUUGUUACCGUUGUGGCAACCAGGCUGCAAUUAUGGAACUUGAUGACACUCUAAAAUACUCCUUUUUGCAGUUUGACCCGGCACCGCGCAGAGGUGAACCGCAUGUUACUCGUCGCACCCCAGACUACUUCCUGUAAAGAGAUUUUAGACCUGUACAGUAUUGCCAUGAACCAUAUGUUGACCUAAAGAAAA